UACAGCAUGGGUCUCUCAUCCAUUGCCAUUACGUUUUUCUCUUUCCUUUUUCUCAUUCACCACCACCUCGUUCACGCCGAGUCAACUCAGCCUCCUUAUGCUUGUGAUGGCUCAAACCCAUCAACCAGAUCCUUCGUUUUCUGCAAUCCCAAGCUUCCCAUUUCUCAAAGAGCCAAAGACCUCGUAUCACGACUCACAUUGGACGAGAAACUCGCCCAACUCGUGAACUCAGCUCCCCCCAUUCCCCGACUCGGUAUCCCGAGUUACCAGUGGUGGAGCGAAGCAUUGCACGGUGUUGCCGACGCUGGUCCUGGCAUCAGAUUCAAUGGCACAAUCAAAUCCGCAACCAGCUUCCCUCAAGUUAUUCUCACUGCUGCUUCCUUCGAUCCCAACCUCUGGUAUCAAAUUAGUAAGGCUAUUGGAAGAGAAGCUAGAGCAGUGUAUAAUGCUGGGCAAGCUAUGGGGAUGACGUUUUGGGCUCCAAACAUAAACAUUUUCAGGGACCCCAGAUGGGGGAGGGGGCAAGAGACAGCUGGUGAAGACCCUACGGUGAAUGCCAAAUAUGCUGUAGCGUUUGUGAGAGGGCUUCAAGGUGAUUCAUUUCAUGGAGGGAAACUUGGAGAGCGUCUUCAAGCUUCAGCUUGUUGCAAGCACUUUACUGCUUAUGAUUUGGACAAUUGGAAUGGCGUGGAUCGCUUCGUCUUCGAUGCUCGCGUCACUUUGCAAGAUUUGGCGGACACCUAUCAGCCUCCAUUUCAGAGUUGUAUACAACAAGGACGAGCCAGUGGGAUAAUGUGUGCUUACAACCGUGUCAAUGGGGUCCCAAACUGUGCAGAUUUCAAUCUAUUAACCAAAACCGCAAGAAAACAGUGGAAUUUCGAUGGGUAUAUUACGUCUGAUUGUGGAGCAGUUGAUAUCAUACACGAUAAGCAAGGUUAUGCAAAAACAGCAGAGGACGCUGUAGCCGAUGUCCUUAGGGCAGGGAUGGAUGUGGAGUGUGGUGAUUACAUGAAUAAGCAUGCUAAAUCAGCAGUGUUACAGAAAAAAGUACCUAUAUAUCAAAUUGACCGUGCCCUUCAGAAUCUGUUCUCUAUUAGAAUGAGGCUAGGCCUAUUUGAUGGAAAUCCUGCCAAGCUCACAUUUGGCACGAUUGGUCCCAAUCAAGUUUGUACCAAACAAAACCUUCAACUAGCUCUUGAAGCUUCAAGGAAUGGCAUUGUCCUUUUGAAGAACACUGCCUCACUACUCCCACUUCCAAAGACAAACCCCAGUAUUUCCCUUGCAUUGAUAGGCCCCAAUGCCAAUGCUUCAUCGCUAGCUGUUCUAGGAAACUAUUAUGGCCGUCCUUGCAAAUUGGUGACGCUAUUGCAAGGCUUUCAGCACUAUGCUAAGAACACCAUUUAUCAUCCUGGUUGUAAUGAUGGACCACAGUGUUCUUCUGCUCAAAUAGACCAGGCAGUGGAAGUAGCAAAAAAAGUGGAUUAUGUGGUGCUGGUUAUGGGAUUGGAUCAAAGUCAAGAGAGGGAAUCACAUGAUCGCGAUCACCUAGACUUGCCAGGCAAGCAACAAGAACUCAUCAAUAGCGUUGCCAAAGCUUCUAAGAAACCAGUUAUUUUGGUCCUCAUGUGUGGAGGCCCUAUAGAUAUCACCUCAGCUAAGUUUGACAAGAAAAUUGGAGGCAUCUUGUGGGCUGGUUAUCCAGGGGAACUUGGAGGAAUGGCCCUGGCCCAAAUUAUCUUUGGUGACUAUAACCCAGGAGGAAGACUACCACUUACAUGGUACUCAAGAGAUUUCAUCAGAGUACCAAUGACAGACAUGAGAAUGAGAGCUGAUCCAGCAUCAGGCUAUCCUGGGAGAACAUACAGAUUUUACACAGGUCCAAAGGUGUAUGAAUUUGGCUACGGCCUAAGCUACUCAAAUUAUUCCUAUGAGUUCGUUUCUGUCACACAGAACAAUCUUCACUUAAAUCAAUCAUCUACUCAUUUGAUGGUUGAGAAUUCUGAAACCAUCCGUUACAAACUGGUUUCGGAGUUGGGUGAAGAAACAUGCCAAAGCAUGUCGGUCUCAGUCACUAUGGGAGUUAAAAAUCAUGGAAGCAUGGUGGGGAAGCAUCCAGUAUUGCUGUUUAUGAAGCAAGGUAAACAGCGAAAUGGAAAUCCAAUGAAACAGUUGGUGGGUUUUCAAAGUGUGAAGCUAGAUGCAGGGGAGAGUGCUCAAGUAGGAUUUGAGGUAAGCCCUUGUGAGCAUCUUAGCAUAGCAAACGAGGGUGGUUCAAAGGUGAUACAAGAGGGGUCUUAUUUAUUGCUUGUGGGGGACCUAGAGUACCCAAUAAAUAUCACUCUUUGA
This is a messenger RNA of Gastrolobium bilobum, 2346 nucleotides long. Its product is annotated as probable beta-D-xylosidase 7. Gene Ontology annotation, biological process: arabinan catabolic process; xylan catabolic process. Bases 7 to 2346 code for a protein of 779 amino acids. Gene Ontology annotation, cellular component: plant-type cell wall. Gene Ontology annotation, molecular function: xylan 1,4-beta-xylosidase activity; alpha-L-arabinofuranosidase activity. The record is from RefSeq and is a predicted model, not a curated record. NCBI's taxonomy places the organism in Eukaryota, Viridiplantae, Streptophyta, Magnoliopsida, Fabales, Fabaceae. The transcript is spliced from 6 exons.